Rosa rugosa (rugosa rose) is the source of this 627-nucleotide messenger RNA. Its product is annotated as secreted RxLR effector protein 161-like. The record is from RefSeq and is a predicted model, not a curated record. The transcript has a single exon. Lineage: Eukaryota; Viridiplantae; Streptophyta; Magnoliopsida; Rosales; Rosaceae. The coding region runs from base 1 to 627 and encodes 208 amino acids.
AUGAGGCCAGACUUGAUGUUCUCAAUUAGUUUGAUUAGCAGAUAUAUGGAGAGACCCACUGAACUUCACACGCAAGCUGCGAAGAAAAUCCUCAGGUAUUUGAAGGGUACAGCUGAGUUGGGGAUUGCUUAUAGAAGAGGUGGAGAAGAGAAGCUGGUAGGGUUUGCGGAUAGCGAUUAUGCGGGGGACAUCGAUGAUAGAAAGAGUACUUCAGGGUACGUCUUUAUGCUUGGAACUGGAGCAGUUUCAUGGUCAUCAAAGAAGCAACCAGUUGUGACCCUAUCAACCACAGAAGCUGAGUUUAUUGCAGCUGCAUAUUGUGCGUGUCAAGGGGUAUGGCUGAGAAGAAUACUCGAGAAGAUUGGGCAUGCUCAAAGUAAGUGUACUACGAUUUAUUGUGACAACAGUUCAGCUAUAAAACUUUCGAAAAAUCCAGUCAUGCAUGGUAGGAGUAAGCAUAUAGAUGUGAGAUUUCAUUUUUUGAGUGACUUAACAAAGGAGGGAAUUGUCGAAUUGGUGCACUGCAAUACACAAGAACAGGUCUCAGAUAUCAUGACAAAGCCACUCAAAUUGGUAUCGUUCUUGAAGCUACGAGAUAAGCUGGGCAUGUGCUCGAAGCUGGAGUAA